AUGAUCUCGCUGUGCCCCCUACCACCCUCGCAACCGCGGUCGACCUCCCUCUUGCUCCUCUCCCCUCUCCUCUUUGCGUAUGGCAUUUCUGCCCAUGGAGAUCAUACCGAUAAAAUUCCAGAGGGAGAGGCCAUCUCGUCCGAUCCGCUCGAUUCACGGCUGUGGACACACAUCCUUCUCAUGGUCCUAUCAUUUGGCAUGAUAUUUCCCUAUGGGAUGGUUUUGGGUAUUGUGAGGAGCAGAUGGCACGUCCCCGUCCAAAUUGUCGGCACAGUGGUGGCGAUUGUGGCGUAUUUUCUCGGUCAUAUGCAUAAGGGACGGCAAUUCAGGCACCCGAAUGUUCACGCCAGCUUUGCCAACGGUUUGGUGUUGACGCUGAUCGUGCAGGUCGGCCUUGGUGUCGGACUCAAACUACAUUUGGAAGAAAAGAAGGGCUGGGUGGGCAGAGUCUUUGGAGGAAAGAUUGGAAAAGGAGGAAGACGCGGAGUGGUCAUGAUCCAUGGCUGGCUGGGAAAAGUCAUGCCCAUCAUCUCUUGGACGCAGAUGCUCUUCGGUGGCAUCGUGGCCAUGGGAUAUUGUCGAGGCGACCAUCUCGGGCAGUGCCUGGCCCAUUUCAUUAUGGGCUCCGCGUUCAUUGCUUAUGGAAUAAUCAUGACACUUCUCCUGCUUGUGGGCCAGGCCUGGCUGAGAAGCACUGGUCGGAGUCAAGAGUUUUUUGACAGCAUUGUCAUUGCCGCCUGGGGCUGUGUGAACACGUUCACCGAACACCGGUGGGGUCACCCCUGGGUCAAGAACGAUUUACAACAUACGAGCAUGGGCAUCGUCUGGUGGUGUGCUGGCCUUUUGGGUGUCUGGCUCUCCAGGUCAAGAAAUGGCCGGCCAAAACGAAACCUAUUGCCGGGCCUGGUCAUCUUGCUGACGGGUUGGGCCAUGAGCGCUCAUCCUCAAGACAUCGCUUUGAGCACAAUGGUGCAUACCGUCUUUGGAUGUACGCUCAUGGCCGCAGGAGCUUGCCGAAUCAUUGAAAUCUCCUUUCUUCUCAAAGAUAGCAGAGGCACCAGCGAAGUUAACAGUUGGCAGCAUCUUCCACCUUUCCUCCUCUAUGCAUCCGGAUUCCUCUUCAUGGGCGCGACUGAAGAACAGAUGAAACUACUGUCGGAUGCCGAAAUUACUCACGUCAGCUACAUCCUCAUCCUCUACUCAAUCGCGUUCCUUUUGUAUCUCUUUGUCAACAUUCUGCUCUAUGUCUACGCAUCUCAUGCAUGGCCUGAUGAUGAAAGCAACGGGGCCGGCGGCUCUCUACACGACAGCUCAUCGCGCAACAUGAGCAUCGCCUGUCCCAGCCAUUCGAAGAAAAUUUCCGUAAUCCCUGGGAGUAUCCCUAGCGGACCCAAUGGGUCGGCGAGACUUCCCCGUCAUCGGGUCACGGAUAGUCAGCAGGUGAGAGAUGCGGAGGAAUUUGAGCUUGAAGGGCUCAUUAGCGAUGAGGAGGGAGAUGAUAGUCCACAGAUUGGGAAGAAGAAGAAGGAAGCUGCAGUGUAA
Rhinocladiella mackenziei CBS 650.93 is the source of this 1542-nucleotide messenger RNA. RefSeq lists its product as uncharacterized. NCBI's taxonomy places the organism in Eukaryota, Fungi, Ascomycota, Eurotiomycetes, Chaetothyriales, Herpotrichiellaceae. The coding region runs from base 1 to 1542 and encodes 513 amino acids. The transcript is spliced from 2 exons. The record is from RefSeq and is a predicted model, not a curated record.